CCAGAAUCUCGGUGCGGGACCCCCCAACCCGCCCAAGGUUCUCCGUCAAAGGACAAACACAAACAUUCCCCCGUUCAUGCAUUGCACCACGGCUGCCCUCCCAAGUCCACAGAAAACGGUCCUAGUACCGUUCUGCGCGCAAUCAUGACAAAGCGCAAGGUGUAUUUGGACAUGGAGGACUUUCAUAAAGCGUUGAGACUGUUGGAUGCCAAACUCGGCACAGAUCCCAUGAUCAUGGCCUUCGCUCCCAUCCGGAUGAUCGUGGCAGGGGGCUUUUUCUCUGUAAUGUACCUGAAGAACAGAAAGACAACUACGGACAUGGACUUCCUGCUUGACCCGGAGUGGGCCAACGAUGAGGAUAUCAAGGUUCCGUUGCAAAAGUCCAUCCGGGAAGUCGCCAAUGAGGCUCACUACAUGGAGGACUGGGCCAACGAAGAUGUGGGAGUGUUCGUUACAGAGAAGACGCGGAAGAUCCUGAUGGAGGACGCCAUCAAGCAAAAUAUUGUCCUCUGGGCCAGUGGCACCCUGCUCGUAUUUGCAGCACCUGUGGAAUGGGCGCUGGAGCGGAAGUUGCGCCGCAUCUACUGUGCGGAGAGGGGGCGCAAAGCGGAGCUUGAUCUGGCCGAUGCCGUUGCAAUGCUCAAGUUCAUGAAAGAGAGGAAGGGGGGUAAGCUGGAUAAGGAGUACUGUCGCACACUGAACAAGAAUGGCUUUGACGUCAUGCCAGACGUCGAGACCAUGAACUGUGUGGCUGCUGCUUACAAGGCAACCUAUGGCGAGGAUGUGUUUCUUUGAAGCCAUCUCAGUCCCUUGCAGGUGGGAGUUGAGUAAUUGCUCCAAGUGCGGCAUGAUUCAGGUCCAUGUAGUUUGAAAGGCUGUCGCCGACAGUCGGGUUGCGCAAUGGGCUCGCUAUGAACUCUCGACUGUACUUGGCAAGGAGUUACGUGCACACCGCCAGAUGGUGAAGCGGAUGGUCCCCUUACUUUCGAGACAAAAAACGUGGUAGCGUAGGGCUUGCGGUUCAGAUCGUAUAAAG
Messenger RNA from Aspergillus costaricaensis CBS 115574, 1036 nucleotides. RefSeq lists its product as uncharacterized. The record is from RefSeq and is a predicted model, not a curated record. Lineage: Eukaryota; Fungi; Ascomycota; Eurotiomycetes; Eurotiales; Aspergillaceae. Bases 145 to 795 code for a protein of 216 amino acids. The transcript is spliced from 2 exons.